AUGCCAAAAGAGCGAUGCGGAAAAGAAGCCGAAGAAAAAAGCAAAAAAUUCCGCAAAAAGUGCAAUUUUUAUGCUGAAUCGCGUGUUUUUUCAAAAAAAUACCCAAUAAAAGUUUAUUUUCAGCCCGCGAUAAGUGUUAUCGGUUGGUCCGACUGCUGAAAAAUCAAAUUAGAAGGUUUGUUUCCAAAACUAGCUGCUUUUCGGUCGAUUUUAAAAAAGAUUGUUUAGCGGCACAAUAGAAAUUAGAAUAGAACCGCGUACGACUAUUUUCUAUUCAGUGCAUUUCGUUUGUCUCAACACUCAAAUUGCGAAAUAAUAUCAAGCAUAGUUGAACCGUCCGCAAUUGUGAAUUUCCUUCACGGGUCGACGUAAUUUCAACGUACAGAAAAAUCCUUGCCGGUGCUGUAAUGCUAUGCUAAUUAUUCUCCUCGGAACAGUUCAGAUUGGUCGCGUUAUCAAAAAUCUAUUAUUGAAGGGCGUCGUUUCACCGAUUUUCAGAGGAUAUCGCGUUGCUCAUAAAAUUCGAACGUUUUUUGGAAUGGACAAAAUGGGUAAAACCACUUCCGCUGGAUCCACCGCCUCAGCGACCAUCGUCUUCAACAAGGACGAAAAACAACACUGCUUUGAUAUAAAUGGACGCAGCGUGACAGUUGUCGGUAGUGUCGGAAAACAUGACCAUGGUAGUUCGAAGGUUAAGCUGAAGAAUAUUGUCGACUACAAGUGGGAACAGCGGAACUAUCCGGGGCGGCUAAUCGCUUGUCAUAAUGAAGGCAAGCUGAUCGCUUAUGCUAUUACAGUAAACCACCGAGCUACCCCGGAGGGUAUGGUUCGUAUCGUGCACCUCUCACUUGGCCAGCGUGCUCUCAUCAAAGGCAUGUCUGGUGAAGUUCUAGACUUGCAGUUUGCUCAUUCUUCUUCCAAGAUUCUGCUGGGCGUUAUCGAACAGAUUGCACUGCACGUGUACCAGGUUGAAAUUGUCAACGAAAAAAUCAUUUGCUCGAAGUUGCUUAAAGUAAACGAUCCAAUCGACGGGCACGUGCCGCUGUGCGACAAGAUAUCCUGGUGUCCCUAUCUGCAAGACAGUGGCUACGAGGAUCAGUACGCCAGCCAAUUGCUAGUUUGGACCCGUGGUGAUAUCUUCCAGUGCUACAGUAUUAGUACCGUUGUUCAGCACUACGGAAGCGGCGAAAUUGCCGGAAAAGACAUUUCCGAGGGAGGAUUCAAAUUUCGAGACGCUUUACCCGUGAUAACCGGAGCUAUCUUUUCUGCGGAUGGGACAACCUUGGCCAUCAGUUGCGAAGAUGGUGUCAUCCGAUUCUAUCAAGUUUAUCAGCACACAAACGAAAGCAAUCCGAGGUGUCUACAUCAGUGGAAACCUCACGGCGGAAAGACGAUCAGCAGUUUCUUCUUUUUGGAUAACUACACAGAGCAGGCAGGGGACCAAACACUUUGGCAACACGCUAUCACGUGCUCAGACAACAAUACCGAAAUCAAAGUUUGGUCCUGUGAAACCUGGGAGUGUACUCAGAUGAUUAAAUUCGCUCUCCCGAUCGAUCAAUCACUUUGUUUUAAAGCGGAAAUCGAUGCCACCUCGUCGUAUCUUGUCCUAUCGGAUAUGUCGACCCGAGAGUUAUAUGUGCUGCAGGUGUGCAAAGAAACAUGUUCUACCAUAACAAAUGGGAAAUCAUGCGAAGAAAGUUACACCAGUUCCAAACUGGCAGAAUCCAAGACGACAGAUCAGAACAACACAGCAACAUCGACAGUAAGCUCCACAGUCACUAGCGUAAAUGCAAUCACGAGAGCAUAUAUCUCAUCGAUUGCCGAAUUCCCGCUUUCGUCGCCGAUUCUCAGUUUUGGCAUUCUGGACGUAGCGGUUCGUAUGUUUAAAACCAACGAUGCAUAUUUAAUCGAAGAGUUGGACGACUAUGACGAGGAAAAUAGUGCUCUCUACUGUGUGGUGAUUCGCAUGUAUCUUGUCCAGCCCAAGAGCGUGCAAGAGUGCCAUCUGUUUUAUCAACCGAAUGUGGCCUUCGGCACUGUGGUACGCAGCACAAUUUCAAGCGUCAGCAGUGAAUAUCGGAAUAUCUCGCAAUCAUCAACCGGUUCUACGAACAAAGAUGAACGAGGGAAUAAUGUCUCCUCGCUGAUGGAUAUGAUUAACAAAAAUGCAAACAAUACGUUAGUCGGUGAAGGCACUGAAGGUUCAUUGAAUGCCAGCGAUAAGGGCAAUAAGUCGCAAUCAAAAGAGACGGAGGAGUUAAAUAAAAUACUCUCACCAGUUGCAGUCGCUGCUGUGUUAUCAACCUCGACGGAAAAAAUCAUUCAGCCGAAGCAAACUGUUAACUUGAUGACGCCGGAUUCUUUCAACUCCACCAGUGACAAAACAGACAUGCAUAUAAAUGACGAAACCGUAAAUCCAAACGUUUUGAACACUCUGCUUAUGUUGGCCAAUGUCACAAAACAGCAGCAACAGCUGAACAAUAGCGUUACAUCGCCCAACGAGAGCCUGAAGGAGAAACCGUCACCACUGAACAUGCUGAAUAUUGUCAACAGCACCAUGAUCGAGGAACAGGAACAGGCAAAGGUGCGACAGUCAGUUGAACUGCAACAGGCAGUCUCGCUAGAAACACCACCAGUCCCACCGAUGCCUUCGACAGAAAUGCUAGCCAGUGGUGGGUCAAGUCCUAGUCGCGAAGUACAGGAGAUUCUAUCGCUCAAAGACAACGAUUGUCUGAACGAGUACUACGACUCGGACAACAUUCUAUUGGACGAAACUGACGGAAUCGGUGCUGAUGAUGACGAGUUGAAUGAUCUGGAAAACGAAAUAAUCGAUGACGAAGAAGAUGACGAUCGGUACAACUUCAAGAACAUCGACGAUGAUGAUGACGAGGACGAAAUACAGCAGCGAAGCGUACAACCAACCCAGAAAUCGGGCCAGAAACUAUCAGAGGUGAAACCGAUUAAUCAAGAUCAGCCACCACUUGGAUUUGUGAAAUCGGAACCGGUACACGACAAAGUAAACAAAAAUGAAUCUGCCAGCAGCGGAGGAUGGCCCAAAGUCCCAGAAGUGCCGCAUCCUCCACAGAAUAAUUUCAUAACAGCCGCACAGCCACCUCCACCGCAACCACCGAUGAUCGUUACCGUACCGCAAAACUCUAAGCAACUUGACGAAAUAACCCAGAAAAUGGAUCUACUGCUUGACAUUGUGCAAACACAGUCCCGUCAGAUAACAGAACUUCGUACCCAAAUUCACGAUUUGAAUAAGACCCGAUCGGAAGAUGCGCAACGGUAUCAAUCGGUGUUGAACAAACUAGAUACGUACAUUCCUAAGAAAAUCGAUGAAUGUUUCACCCGAAAUGACCGACAGCAUGCUGCCAAAAUGGAAGCGUCGAUAAUUUACCAAAACCGUCAAUUCCGAGAUGGUUUGAUGCAAGCCCUGCCGCAGAUGCUGAAUACACAAAUCGUCGAACGGCUAACCCCAACGAUUAUCGCGGAAAUUCAACGAUUUGUUGCACCACGCAUUGGGGCACAGAUCGAACAAAUGACUCAUUUGAUCAAAAUGGAUGUGGGAGCCAAACUCAACAACAGCGAUGUCUUGUUCCGGACCACCAUGGAAAAGAUGUGCCGCACACAGACAUUUUUGGAUACAAUGUCAACCGCCGUCCAAGCUGGGGUGCGAAAAACAUUGGAACGAACGUUCCACGAGUCCAUACGAAACGUUAUGCUUCCAGGCUAUGAGAAAUUUUCGCAAGAAUUAUUCCGUCAACUGAACACCGCAUUUUCUGCAGGAACGAAAGAAUACGUUCAGAAAAUGGAUCAACACAUGGCACAGAACAAACAGGUUACAGACCGAACAAAUGAACUGAUCGAACUAGUUCAAAAGGUUCCCGAACAGGUCAACAGCAGCAGCGAUCGGCAGUUUAAAACAAACACCGCGGUACUACGGGAGGACAUCACACGGGACUUUAAGCUAUUGCAAACAAACCUACUCAAGGUUAUGAGAGAAAACAUUCGAUGUGAGAUCGAAAAAGGCUUAGAAGCGCAAGCCUCCUCUCUCGAAGACUCCGUACUAUCGGCGGUACGAUCACAAGCUCAAACGCCUGCCCCUUCGAAUGUGGACAUUCAAGAGCAAAUCCGGCAGUUACUUGCCCAUGGUCACAUCAACAAAGCCUUCCAUAAAGCGCUCCUUUCCAAUGAUUUAUCGCUGGUUGAUUACACUUUGGAAAAGGCAGACUACAAACAGGUGUUCAGCCCGUGCCCAUUAGAACAAACGGUUCUGCUGUCGCUGAUUCAACAAAUCUCCGCCGACAUGGUCAAUCACAACGAAUUGAAGCAUAGGUACCUGUCGGAUUCAAUCGUCAGUCUCAACUUUAUGGAUCCAAUCACGAAGGAACACGCGCCGAAGGUGAUGCGUGAGUUGAACCAGAACUGCCAAAACUAUCUGAGUGCAAAUCCUGGCAAUUCGUUGGCCACCAGCAUGAAGAUGCUGCUGAUUGCUAUUCAAGGACUGGGAUUCAAAUCGUUCUGAUGUAUGUGGAAAUAGACUGCGGAAAGCUGCUGAGCUUAAGACUUCCGACAGGUCAGAUACUGAAUCAGCAUUUUGUUUUAAUCUUACAUUUUAUUGCUUCCAAUUUGAUCAAUGAACUUUCUAAGUUAAAGUUCUCGAAUGAAACUAAGCUAAUGAAUUCGAUACAGGAUGGUUUUUGUUUGAUUCAUCGUUUUUAUUCGAAUGUUAAACAAUUUUUUAUCCUAUAUUAUUUGAAUUUGUUAUUGGUUUGUAUCAACUAAACAACAAUUUGACAAGUUUUGGAAGUGAUCCAAAAUAAAAAAAAACAGCUUCACAAAGAUAUUAAUCAUACUUUUUGAGAAAGCUCAAUCAAAAUCAUAAUUCAUUUAAAUGAAAUAAACU
Messenger RNA from Topomyia yanbarensis, 4909 nucleotides. RefSeq names its product enhancer of mRNA-decapping protein 4 homolog (gene Ge-1). The coding region runs from base 413 to 4528 and encodes 1371 amino acids. Gene Ontology annotation, biological process: deadenylation-independent decapping of nuclear-transcribed mRNA. NCBI's taxonomy places the organism in Eukaryota, Metazoa, Arthropoda, Insecta, Diptera, Culicidae. The record is from RefSeq and is a predicted model, not a curated record. Gene Ontology annotation, cellular component: P-body. The transcript has 9 exons. Gene Ontology annotation, molecular function: protein binding.